Molecule: messenger RNA, 693 nt
Organism: Tilletiaria anomala UBC 951
Lineage: Eukaryota; Fungi; Basidiomycota; Exobasidiomycetes; Georgefischeriales; Tilletiariaceae
Exons: 3
Coding region: 1-693 (230 amino acids)
Source: RefSeq, a predicted model, not a curated record
AUGCUACUCGUCAACCAGAGCGCGACGCUGCUGCGCGCCGGCGGCGCAAAGCUCGGUACACUCAACGGCUUCGCGCAGAUGAGCUCGUCGGUGAUGCGCGCGCUCGACCCCGUUCUCUGGUGGUUCUUUCUGCCGGUUGAGUCGGUGCCGUCUCGUGAACACAAGCGCGACACCAGCUCCUCGUUUGACUCGCAGCACGAACGCGAGCACGAAAACUCGCCGUCGCUCUCGCUUUCGCGCUCGCAGAAGAUCGAGGCAGUGGGUGGGUCCAACGACGUUGUGUUCAGUACCCUGUCCAUCGAGAGGCAGUCGCCUUUCGAGCGCGAGGAGCAGAGCGCAUCCAACAAGCGCCUCUCUUCGCCAAAGCGACGCCAACAUCUGCGUCUGUAUCACGUCAGCGCCAGCAGAAGCAGGGGACGCGCUGGGCCCAAGUCAGUCUUGCCGCUGCUGACGGCGCUCGACCUGCCACUGACGGAUAAUUCCAUCACGGGCACCGGCUGCGCCCCUUUUUUGCCGGGGCUCGACGUCCUCGAGCUGUCGUCUGAUUCAGGGUCGGAGUCAGAUGGAGAAUCCGAGGCUGGCGCGGAUGCCACUGCUCCGCGCCGGUCGUAUUCGCUGCCGACAGGCCCUCACGGCUCGGUGGCCUUCGUCCUUGGUCGUGCCGAGUCGGACAUGAUCAGCAGCCAACAGUAG